Melozone crissalis (California towhee) is the source of this 2197-nucleotide messenger RNA. RefSeq names its product family with sequence similarity 98 member B (gene TSLIG3B). Lineage: Eukaryota; Metazoa; Chordata; Aves; Passeriformes; Passerellidae. The transcript is spliced from 8 exons. The record is from RefSeq and is a predicted model, not a curated record. Gene Ontology annotation, cellular component: tRNA-splicing ligase complex. The coding region runs from base 34 to 1299 and encodes 421 amino acids.
GCCGGUUUGAGGCGGGCACCGCGCGGCGCCGGCAUGAAGGAGGUACCGCCGGGCCCGGGGAUGGAGAGCGACAUCUUGGACGCGCUGGAGGCCUUGGGGUACACGGGUGCCCUGUUGGAGGAGGAGGCCCUGAAAAAAGCAGCAGAAAAUGGAUUGUCUUCACCAGAAUUUUUUGAGCUUUGCAUUUGGUUAGGUUCCCAGAUAAAGUCACUUUGUAAUAUGGAAGAAAGCAUCACUGCAACAGAUGGAGUGAAAGAUAUAGAGAGCUUCCAGCUUGAAAUUAGUGGCUUUCUGAGAGAAAUGGCUUGUCCAUAUACAUCACUGGUGUCUGGAGACAUCAAAGACAGAUUAAGAGAGAAAGAAGAUUGUCUUAAACUCCUUUUAUUUCUAAGUACAGAACUUCAGGCUUUAAAGAUACUGCAGAGCAAGAAAGUUAAAGGCUCUCAUUUGGAAAAGCACAAUGAAAUUAUUCAGGAAAUGCAAACUAUUUGUGAAGCACUGGGUCUGCCAAACUCCUCAUCUUCUGGUAUUCCUCCCUUGUUAACCAGUGUGGAACACAAGGUGAAGGACAUUCUUUCCAAAGUUAAAAAUAACCAUGUGGGGAAAUCACUGCUAACAAAACCUCUGAACUCUGACCAAGUGGAAAGAUUGGAGAAGAUCAAUGAUGCUCUUUGCAGUGAGUACGAGUGUCGGCGGCGGAUGUUGAUGAAGAGGCUCGAUGUGACUGUGCAGUCUUUUGGCUGGUCUGAUAGAGCAAAGGUGAAAACAGAUGAGAUCGCUCGGAUCUAUCAGCCCAAGCGCCACGCGCUGUCUCCCAAGUCCACCAUUUCCCUGGCUCACCUUCUCGCUGCUCGCGAGGAUUUGUCCAAGAUCAUAAGAACCAGCAGUGGCUCAACACGGGAGAAGACUGCCUGUGCUAUCAACAAGGUUCUGAUGGGGAGAGUCCCUGACCGUGGAGGCAGACCAACAGAGAUUGAACCACCUCCUCCUGAAAUGCCUCCGUGGCAAAAAAGACAAGAAGGUGGUGGAAGAGGGGGCUGGGGGGGUGGUGGUGGAGGAAGGGGUAACUGGGGGGGUGGAGGGGGUAGAGGAGGAGGAGGUGGAGGUUUCAGAGGCGGUGGAAGAGGUGGGGGUGGCUUCCAGGGUGGGGGUGGCUUCCAAGGAGGAGGUGGCUUCCAGGGUGGAGGUGGCUUCCAGGGUGGAGGUGGCUUCCAAGGUGGCAGGGGAGGUUAUGGUGGCAGGGGAGGCUAUGGUGAUCCCUAUGGUGGAAGGGGAGGAGGAGGAUACCGAAGAUACUGAAGUACUGUAAAUCUUAGCAGAGUAACUGGCAGAACAUAGUGGUGGUGUUUACUGGUACUAGGAAUUUAGAUCUGUUGACUCGGGUUUAGGUUAGAAUUAAAUAUGACCAUAUUAGUAAUUUCAUUAGACUAACUGAUGUUCUCACUGAGUUCUUUUAGUUAACUGAUGUUUUAUAUUAAAAUCUGAUGACUGAAGUCCUCGUUUUUCAUACUGCUUAUAUGGUGUUUUUUAUGUCAUUUUAUUUAAAAUAAGUCUCAGAAAACUGAAUAAAACCCUUUCUAAACAAACAAAAAUAUAUCAAUGGUCAGACCUCUGUAAUUAUUGCAUGUUGCAUGUCUACUCUCCUGCUCCAAAAUCUUGUGUAGAAAAAACAAAGUAGGCCUAAGAAUUGGAUGAAACCACUUUUAAAAGACUCAAGAAUACUGCUUUCAGGCUUGUUCUCUUCAUGUCAUUGUUCUUCAUUCAUAGUUUUCAUGAAAAUGAAUUCAUGAAUUCAUUCAUAAAUGAAUUUUAAUUUCAAAUGUUAAAAUCCUUAAGGCUUUGGUGAAGUUUAUUCAAUUAGAUUUGAUUAUUGUUGCAGAACUUCACAUUAUAGUAACAUUGUGAAUUAAUACUCUACAUAAAUUAAUUGAAUCAGGUUGUUUUUUGUGUUCAUAAUGUAUCAGACACUCUUUAAUAGUCAGAGCAUGUACUGUAAACUCAUCAUAGUGAGGUUUGAUAGUGUCUUAUUUUCAUUUUACCUGUUUUCCAUUGUGGGUGUUUCAUAAAAAAAAAAUUUAAAUCAGAUUGGGCAGAAAACCUGUAGGCAUCAUGUCUGGUAUGAAUUUGUGUGUAUAUCCUUGUGUAUCAGCUUUGAGACACAAAGUUGGAAUAAGCUGAGCUUUUUAAGAAAGAACAU